AUGAAUCAAUGCAUCAAAUAUUUCAGUGCUUUAAAUUUAAUUAAUUUAGCAAAUCAUAUAGUCGGAAACAAGCUUGUUAAUACUAGAGAUUCAAAUUUUGAAGCUAGUUUCGAACAAUUGUUCAAAUGGAGGUCUCUUAAAUAUGGCUUUCAAGAGGCUAAGGUUAGCAACAAACCGAUAUUUUUGCUGAUAUAUAAACUACAGUGUCCUUCUUGUCAAAAAUUAAAACAGAAUUUUUCAAAGUCUGUACGGUUGAUGGAUCUUAGUGAUCGGUUUAUAAUGAUAAAAGCGGACAUGGAAAAUGAUGCAAUUUUAAAUAAAAAAAUGUUUCAACCAGAUGGAAAAUAUGUCCCUAGAAUAUUAUUUUUUACGUCUGAUGGCAAUUUCAUCGAAGAAGCCUACAACAAGCAUGCAGAUGCUGAUACGGAAUACAAAUAUUUUUACAAAAAUCCCUCGCAAGUUAUAAACACUAUGUUAUUUGUUUUGAAAAAUUAUUCUAAACAGCCAUUGCCAGUAAUGUUUGAACAAUCGUUAAAACUGGAAAGCAACAAUAUAAAAGAUGAUAUUCUUACUCCGACCAUAUCAUAG
Eufriesea mexicana is the source of this 588-nucleotide messenger RNA. RefSeq names its product thioredoxin domain-containing protein 12. The transcript is spliced from 2 exons. Gene Ontology annotation, cellular component: endoplasmic reticulum. Lineage: Eukaryota; Metazoa; Arthropoda; Insecta; Hymenoptera; Apidae. Bases 1 to 588 code for a protein of 195 amino acids. The record is from RefSeq and is a predicted model, not a curated record.